Molecule: messenger RNA, 26628 nt
Organism: Coregonus sp. 'balchen'
Lineage: Eukaryota; Metazoa; Chordata; Actinopteri; Salmoniformes; Salmonidae
Source: the annotation of a GenBank genome assembly
AUGUACUUCCUCACCGCUAUAGAUUGCCGUCAACACACCCUCGAGAUUGACCAAGUUAGUGGUUCUUUUUUUCUUCUAGGUUCAUAGAUUCUCCUAAUGACGACCAUAUGGUUGUAAGUGAGCGUCUUCGCUCCCGUAGAUAGCGCUUUACUGUGCCAACACAACUUAUUUAUUUAACCUUUAUUUCGACGUGCAGUCAUGCUGAGACCAAGGUCUCUUUCUCAGAUGAGUCCUGGAUACACAUCAAAAACACAUCAACAAUACACAUCAAUAUACACAUCAAUAUUCACUAAGCAAGCCAUUUCAAAUCUCAAAUUGCUGAGGAGUAGAGAGGGAAGAGUUCUGUGGGAAUGCCAAGGUAAUAAUCAGUAGCUGCCAACUAGAUAUUGUGGCGUCCAUUAAAAGAAACAUGGGGCGUCUGCCAGGGACUUGUCAUAUAACGGGGUUGUUGAAGGUGUCUUUUAAAAACAGUGCAACUCUCUUUAUCAAGUCCUAAUCUGUCUCUCCUCAGCGACGGUUAUUAUUUCUAGUGGCUCAUUUCGGAGGCAGCAAGCCCAAGCAGCUUCUGCUGACAUCGCCAUCCAAGCUAAACAAACAAGGAAAACAUGCUUGGCUGGCUGCUUCGAAAUGUAGGGGGGGGGGGAAUCUCGCAUUACAAUGAAUGGAGAUAAUUGGUGUGUAAUUUAAGUUCGUAUUACGUAUUUAGGCCUACACUUUGUUGACUUUAUACUGGUGUGGGUACAGGGUGUUAUGGAAAAUGUUUUGUCAUAGCGUGUAGGCUAAAGAAAUCAAGCAUGCAGUGACUAUUCUGUCAGCGAUAGUUGUGCUCAAGCUUGUUUUCCACACAAUUCAGAGAAUCAUUGUGACUGUUACGUAAAAGCUUUUGCUCCUUGGGUAGCAUAGGUCAUUCACAAGCUUCCUCCAGCAGGCUUUGUAUUAGGGUUGCACGAUAUUGGAAAUAACUGACAUUGCGAUAUUUUGUUUUCCUGCGAUAUAUAUUGCGAUAUGAAAAAAUACAGGGUGUAUGUAUGAUCCUCUGGGGGAAAAUGCAGUUUGCAAACAGCGACUUUUCAGGUGGAAGUCCUCAUUAAUAAAGUGUACGGUCAGGCUUAUGUAGGGCUCCGUUGUCCGGCUGGACCACAAGUCCGUUGUUGCUGUAUAAUAUUACACUUGUGACAGCUCUGUUUCAACUUGUGCCUUGCACAUCCCAACUCUGGGAUGGCAACUUGAGAAAAAUAGUUGCGUGAUGGCAUUACAUACCGCUUGUCAAGCGACCGGAUCAUAUUUUUAAAACCGUCUUUGGUAACCGUGUUAAUUGGUACCAUGUCUUUGGCGGCGUGAAAUGUUAUUGAAUCUGUGAUUUCUCUCUGCCGUUUGGAACCGUUCGCAAUUUGUAAGUCGCUCUGGAUAAGAGCGUCUGCUAAAUGACGUAAAUGUAAUGUAAAUGUUCUCGUAUGGUGUAAUACUGGCAAAGGCAUCCGAAAUAGAUUUUUGCUUUGGAGGGCAUUGAGAUUUUUUUUUUUACUUGUCAUACGAAGAUUUGUGGUGCCGCCUUAAAUGAUCGAACAAAUUGGUCGUGUUGCCUCGUGUUGUGGCAUCAAUUGCAAGGCACUCUCGACAAAGUACCUGUUUUUGGUCAACAUCAUCCUGUCUGUAGCCGAAAUAUUUCCAUAUAAUUGACGAUGCAUUUGUUUUUGCAACCAAAUUCUCAAUUUCGGUAUUUUUUGCCUGUUCCUCGCUCAUCAUUUCGUCACGCGCAAGCCGAGCCCGCAUGUCAACCACGUGCAGCAACCAACUCCGUGUUUAAAAUAACAAUAAUAAACUGUGUAUCCAAUAACCCAUACAUCUGAGUAAAUUACGUUAUAUCAGACAGAUAUAAUGCUAGUUUAACAUUUAAAAAAUAUAUAUAUUGUAGACUGAUAUGUUUACCUUACUAAAUCGCACGUUCUGCGAUGUGACUAUUGCGGAUGCAUACAUCGCAAUGUCGAUGCUGAAACGAUAUAUUGUGCAGCCCUACUUUGUAUUGUGAGGUUUUUUCUCCGCUUCUUUCAAGGAGGCUCUUGCUUGCUUCAGCUCUCGAAUGUUAAUAGAUGUAAUUUAUUCUGUAACCUUCAAGAUUUGAGCAUGGGCAUGCAACACAGUGUUUGGUAGACAAGCACACCUGUUGCACAAAGACAUUGGUCCAGUUACUAGUUGUGAAUGGCUUGGCUAUUUCACUUUUGACUCCACAGUUCUUAAAUGGAUUAUCUCCACCCUUCUCAGGGUUUUCUCUCAGCAAUUAACAUGACAAAUUCGCAAUGGUCUCUCACAAACACUCUGAAAAUCCACCCUGAUAUUUCUGCUGGACUGAGGCCAAAAUUGGCCAAUGCCUUCUAGGAGCAAGUCUGAGGUGCGUUUUAAUGGUUGGAUGACAUGCAUGCCGUUCCUGUUCGUCUUUUAUAAGCAGUCUGUUAUUUCCAUCACUGUGUUUACGAAUGUGGCUUUUUUACAAGGCGAUGGAAACUCCAUCUUAAUGGCUAUGCACAUGUGUUGCUAACAGGCAGGAAAUCAAUGCGAUUCUUCAGCCUCUAUAUUGGACGAAGCGGUCCUCACUUUACCCCUGUGUAGGCUUGGGCGAAAUCCAGAUUUUCAUAUCGUAAUACAAUCCUUCUCUCAUCCUGGGAUUUACGUAUUACCAGCAUAACACACAAGGGGGAGCUAAAAACGCAAGAAAAGUCCAUUAGGCCUCUCUUACCAGAAUGCUAACAAAAUUUGCACAAACUAAAAGUGAAAUCACAUAGAUGCUGUUAGCUAAAUGCUAACGAGCGAAAACAAGCAAAAACAAACAAACGAAUUGCAAAGACAGGCAAAUCCAGCUCAUAAAGUUAUACAAGCAUAGCUAGUAGCUACCAAAUGUUGUUUUCGGUGAGUGUGGACAUUUACAAGCGAAAGUGAACGAGAUAAAUUGUGCAAAUGAACAAAGUUGUGAUGCAUGCCUUUUCUGAAGGAAGAGCAGCAUGUGUACAUGGAGAAGAAUGGAGGAGAAAAAAAACCGCUAGUAGGAAGCACAGAGAAGAAAUGGCAGCUGUACAGAACUCCUCCAGAGCUCUUUGACUUCUGGCAGAAAGCCGUUAUAAGAUAUCUGAUGGCAAACAUUUAGUAGUGAAUUGCAUACACGUAUAACUUCAUCACCUCAUAUGCGGCGCACAGCAGAGACUCCCUGAUAGAUAUGGACUCACCAUCUCCUGCUUUCUCCUGUUGUGCUAUGUACAAACAAACAUGUGACUGGCUCCACUGUUCUGUGGAACUACGGUAAGCUUCAUAAUGUAAAAUAAUGUGACGGGUGAAAUGAAGAACACAAUCUGCUUUAUCUCGUAACGUAUUGCACAAGUUGACUACAGGUAAUAACUUGAAAAGUAGCUACAAAUAUUCAAAUGUAUUGAAAAACUUUAAAUAACUAGUUUUUUAUUUGAAAAAAAACAUCCUGUGGCUUUUUCCAAAUACCCCGGUAUAUACGGUAUACCGCUCAAACCUACCCCUGUGAGCUUUUCAGUUUUUUUGCCUCAGUUCAUGUUGGUGUAGUACUCUCUUUUGCUUGUUAGCAUUGACUUAAGUGGUUGUGUGGUGUGAAAAAUAUGUUCUAGGGUAUAAAUGAGCGUGAACGUUUUUUAAACGCCUCUCUCUAUAAAGCCUGAAAUAUCACUUAGCCUAGUUGAUAGAACAACUUUACACAUUAAAGUGUAAUUUUACUCAUGGAUAUAAUGUGUGCUUCCUGUCGAACACUGACUUGAUAAUGAGGCCUAGUGCUUGAAAAUUUAUAUAUUCAAGGAAUAUAGCCUACAUUGACGUGAUCAGUGCUUAUGAAUAGGCUACCUAGAAGGAAUAAUAUAGCCUAUAUGCAUUGCUGGCCUACUUGGAUGAUUUAUGUAUGCAUACUUAUCAUGUCAGCUCAGUCUGUGUUCAACACUGUUUUGUCUUUGAACCAGCAUCUUCCUCUCUCUGACGGUAGUCGUGGGAGCACUCAUCCAGAUCCCUGUCAUCUAAACACAGAGCCCCGUACUGAGGCUGCCCACUGUUUACAUUCUGAUCAAUCUGAUAGGGCCCCAUCAGAGUUCCGCUGCAUCUGAUAGGCCCGUCACAGCGCUGCGGCAUCAGAAAAGGAAGAAAUAAAGGCUCUGUGCCAGAAAAAAGCCAGCAGGGAUCCUGCUCUCCUGUCAGUGUGUCAGCCCAGAGGCAGGCCCCAUAGAUCCCCAGGCUCGCCUGACUAGCUAACCCCAGCAGGGUGGCCCUACCCCGGACCCGACUGGGAAAGGUGACCCCCCCCCGGCAUCCAUCCAAGGCUAAGAAUCCCCUAGGCCUCACCCUGGCUGUCCUCUCUGGCUGCCUGCCAAGUUGUCAUUAUCACCACAAAGAACAGAUAACUGGCAAAAUUCUCAUUCUCAAACACAACACAGACACCACCAGCAACUCUGUUACUGCUCAGCUAGUCAGCUCACAUAGCAGAACUCAGUGUAAGGUUAAACAACAAGGGAAGUCAUUCAGAAAGAAAACAGCCAUCAGUUCCCGUCAGAAUUACCAAACGGGUAUACUAGCUAACCCACUAUGUGAGCAGAAUGACAUCUAGGGGGUCAAGUCAAGUCAAUGGGGAGGAAGACAGAGGAAUUACUUUGCAUUUCAUACAGCAACAACAAUACAAAUAAAAAAAGAGUGGUGGAUCUCUGUGGGUGGCCACUGUCUCUGUGGGUGGCCACACACACACACACACACACACACAUCCGUCUCCGCUGCCUCCAAGCGUACGUGACUGACUGUGACCGCGCUCCUCUCCGUUGGAUGACCUCCAUCUUGCUCCACUAGAGGAGAAGGGGUUUAUGGGUAGUAUGUUGCGGUGGCUUCUGGUUGGCUGCCCUUGUCCUCUUUGUCUCCUCCACAGUUGUUUUGGCUGCACGACAUGCUCUGCUCAACAGAUGGCUCUACGCUAUAGGCUAGCUCCUGUGCUACGACUUUGACUUAUGCUAGUUUUAUCAUCUGUCUCCUGUCUGUCACUCUGUUUUAUAACGGUAGCAGUUGUUUUUUUGUUUUUUUUCUCCCAAGGGCGUACCUACCGUAAAUGCCUGUUCGGUGAGUCUAAAUGAGAACGUCUGUUCCGACCGUAAGAUUGUGUUUCGCCGUCACUGCAGUGUCCUUCUUAAGUCUGUUUUUCUUUCGCUGUCUUUGUUUCUGUCCAUAAGAUGGAUGAUAAUGAUAGAGAUGAAGACGGUGGUGGAUUGUGGGAUGUGGCCCACCUGUCACACAGGUGUCGGCUUUGGCUUGUUUUGAGCCCUCGCCUGAUGACAGUCGCAUGCUGUUGAUGAUAUACUUCACUGUUGUCACUGCGACUGGUUUAUAAAUUGGCUCUGAAUUUUAAACCAAAUGGGAAUGUAGCUAUGGGGAGGGAGUGUGGGGGGAGUGCAUAAAUCAGUAUGUAGAUUGUCCUCCUUUCACUCCACAAUCCCUUCUGAAUUACAUAGAAGAUGGUUGUGUAAACUACGGUUGUUUUCAAGAUCCAACAUAUUAUUAGGGCUUCUACUCAACCACCUUGUGGAGAUUUCAUUAAAGUUAUCAUUUGCAUAGACAGGGAAUCCAGAACUACAGUAUUUUACAGUCCAGACAUACAGUAUUUCACUUUGGAGGUCGCCCUCAACCUAAUAACCUGUACCCAACCAGGCAACCCCAACUCAACCUGGCAACCUCAACCCAACCUGGCAACCCCAACCCAACCUGGCAACGUCAACCCAAUCUGGCAACCCACACCCAAUCUUAUUUGGCAACAUAGUCUGACGUGAUAUAGCCCUCAGGUAUUCGUCACCUUUGGUUGCCCUCAUUCAGAUUAAGCAGCAUGAAUCAUCAUAGUUAUGCAGCAUGCUGGUAUCUGUAGUCAACAUAAAGCCUACAUACAUUCCUAUUGUCUGCUAGGGAGGGUUUAUACAUGGGGAAAUCCCUAAACAUGUACUGGCUGACUAAACCUAUACUUCCACAGUAUUAGCAGAGCUCUCCGUCAAGGCAGUAGCAGUAAUUAGUAUUGUGUCAUAUUUUGUGUCAAUGCGAUGUUAAUCUCUGACCAGGCUAUGAGUAAAUCCUUUGCAACAAAACAGGUCGUAGAUGACAGAGAGGCCUACUAUUACAGCUGAUUUAUACCAAUAUUAUUUAUCAUCUCAAUCGAUGGGUUUAAUGAGAUGCGGUGCAGGGCCACCCUUUAAAACAGCCAUUUCUAUUUAUGAGCUUUCCGGACUUUGAAAAUGAGUUUAUGUGAGGCUUUUAGUCAAGCUGGGUGUCCAAAUCCUGCCCCGUCUUUCAGAGCAGACGUAAGAGACCCGACCUUGCUCUGAGUGUGUGCCAAAACAAAACAGAGUGAAAUGUCAAGCUUUAAUUUCAGAGCUGAUGGGAUGAGAAAGAGGGGGGAGUUGGAGGAGUGUGUGGGAUGGGGUUUGGCCCAUCUCAUGGGAAAGGAGACGUCUGGCUGGGUGCACUACAGUCUGGUCCAGCAUGUGCACUAAUCAUAACCUGCUGUCUGCUGGGAAAACGACAGCAAAACAACAACGCCGUUAUCGCACACUAAACCAGAGCACCAGGAAUAUUUUAUUCUAUUUUAUUAGAAGCAGUACUUAAUUGAAUUAAUGGCUGAAGACUGUAGGCUAUAUCAGACAAAGAGUGAGUGAAUUAACUGAUAAGGAAUUACUUUUUUGGAUGCACAACUACAAGAGAAAUAGCAUUGUAACUACAGGUGUAUAAGGCUAUUAUUUUAUCACUUGUUAGUCUUAAGUAGGCAGCUAAGCAACCACAAUUAGUGUGAGCAUCCGUUGUUUAGUGGUUAUUAAAUCCGGAAACCUAAAAUAUAAACUCCCAAUUAAAAAUUCUCAGUGGGCGUGAAUGGGAUGCAGCCAUGUUGUUACAACCGUCUUCUAUAAAGUUAAUUAUACACCCUCUCUCUGCAGUCUCCAACUCCAGCCAGAAUGUUUCAGGUGUGCUCACGCAUGCCCACAAAGCCCCUGUCAACAAAGGGACAAAGGAAACCAGGAAAAACGCCUGAGGUCCUGGAGAGCUAUAAAUAGGGCUGGCACUUCGCCCUUCCCAGGGUGUGUGUGUGCUUUGCCCUUGAGUCGUUCCACCUCUAAAAGCAUAAGAAAGACGAUUUCGACACCCACCAUCUCAGAUUAUUCUGAAAUUGUUUCUGACUAGCAUUCCUGAAACAUUAUUUUGUUGAAAGAUAAAUCAAAUUGUCUUAUCUGUUUCUAACUACAGAAACCAUUUGAGAGCAAUCUGAGAUGGUGGGUGUCAUGGCUUGCUGAAAUGAAAUGGAACGACCCCCUUCCCACCUUCCCAACGCUCCUGUUCCUAAAACAAACUAAGGAGAUCUUCCUCUACCAUACCCUUCCCUGCCUUACCCUGCCCUGUUGUCGGAAUCUCCAUCCGGAGCACUGGGAAUCUUGUGGCGUUCCGUGUUCCAUAUCGGAAGUCUCCCCUCCCUGUAACAGAGUAGCAUAAUCCCCUGUGGGGUUAGAACUGAGCUGGUGAUGACGGAGAGCUCACACACACACACACACACACACACACACACACACACACAGUUCCUGGGAGACAUGCCAUUGGUAUAACACAGAGUACAUGCUGCUGAGUGAUAGCACUUGACAUCAUGCUGUUAUGAUAUUACAACUUUCCAGCACUGAUAGACAUAAUAGUGUAGAUUGACAGACACUCUGUCCUCAGCCAAUCACUUCAGGCUACCAGGUGCACCAUGCAACCUAACUGGAGUACCGGUAGUUCAGAGUUUAAUGAAUAAAAUGAUAGGAUUAGUGCUUCCUUACAAGCUGAGGAUUUGAAAUGGAUAUGGCCUUUUAGGUUUUUAAUUAACACUUGAUUGGGGAGAUUAAUGGGUAAGUUUAUAGGAGUUGUUAGGAAAUUUCCUCCUGCUGAAUGACGUGUGUGUCUGUCUGUCUGUGUGCAUGUGUGUGUGAAUGAUCUCGGUGAUACAUACUGACAGUGUAGGAAACCAGCCACAGAACACUGUAAUAGAUUAGCCUGUGUGUUUACCUCUCUCAAUUAGGAGUUGGACUUUGCUGUGGUUCCUCAAGACCCUUACCUAAUUCAGCAGUAAGUAAGGCAAAAACACAAUCACAACUUAAUAAGCCAAACUACAGUGUAUAAUAACUAUGUUAUAACUAUGUUAUUAUACACUCACUGCUAUUUCCUUUGACAUUUGUCCUACUUGUAAAGUUUUUCCAUUUCUAUUCUCAUUCUAUUCGUGUGAGAACAGUUCGCUGUGUGGAAAUUGCUGAGUGUUGCAGAAGGGAAAUUGCUGGGUGCACAAUUACGGCUAUUCAGCCAGGGCCGUGUGGGUCACUCUCACUCCUCUCUGCUGCAGAUGAGAGCGGGAUAAAAUAAGGAUAAGAGACCCAGGUCCAGCUCUCUGUCUGCUCUGGACAAUAGCCUCCCUGCUUCAGUCUAGUGCUGCCCCCUCGUCAAGGCUUUCAUGCUUACAGUGGAGUGGUUGUUGGUGAGCCAUGAAAGGACCUCUCCCACCAUCCCACUCAUCCGUCCCACAGGCCCUUACCCGAAUAGUGGCGAUAGAAAUGUCUUGUGUAGAGUUGACGUGAUUCCCCGUUCUACAUGACAGAGAGGCAAGUCUCUUCUAUAUAGUGCGUUUCUAUCUGAAUAUGUAGUGUUUAAUCCUCCUGAACUGGCCCCAGAGCCACGUCUCUGUUGUCUCUACUCUGUACUCGGUCUCUCAUAAAACACUGCAUCGUUCAUGUCAGCCAUAUUGUUGGGCUUGGGCCCCUCGUGUAUCUCAUGCACUCACCCUGCCUUCAUCUCAUCUCUCUGCAUUGGACCACUCGUCACGUCCCAGGUUUAUCAUUCGGCUUUCAGCUCGUUUUGUGUCAGCCGCUGAAUGUCAUCCCACCGCGCAAGGCAAUUGUCAAUUAAGACCCCGAAGCGCUCCUCCAAUCCGACGGCAUAAAAGUGCUCAAUAGUAGGCCUCACAGGAGGCUGGGCUAUUUAGGAGAGAACAGACGUGGAUCUGAAUAAGUUGCUGCUGCUACCUGAUCAAUACCACCCCAUUGUUUUUGACGUGCUUCUCCCUUUGCUUUUUUCAUUCUCUCCUUGUACUUCUGGGAGCUGAUUUAAUAUGAAGCAGUGUGAGGUAAAUAACAAUGGGGAGGGCUGUGAAGUUCCUUAUUUGUAUUAGCGUGACGAGAAUAUAGGUCUACCCCGUUGCUACUGUCAUCUCUUCUCUCUCUCUUCUGCACGCCAACCAGGCCUGUGUGUGUGUCGCCCGUAUAUCAAUUUGCGGAGGCGGCAGUGAGCUGAGGAGCGAAGGGAAGAGCACCGAUAAUGUGUUUCUGAUAUUCCAGCCGAGCGGUUAUCAUAGCAUGACACCGGGGUAAACGAAACACUCAUCACUCAGGAUUUAUGGGCCAGAAACGGUACCGCAAACGCACGCCACGCAUGGCUCACCGCCGCCGCCAAUGAGAGACAGGAGGAGGAGGGAGAGGGGGAUAAAAUGUGCAUUGAGUUAAUCACGUACUGCUGUGCGGCUGCAUACUGCCAAAGUGGCUCUGUUUCUUUGCUGAAGCAGAAAAGUUUCCACUCCAUUUUGGCUCUGUCGCUUGUUUUGUUUUGUUUCACCCUGUUGAAUGGUGUUUUGCACUCGGUUGGUAGAAACUGUGUGGUUGGUGAGGGAUGAUGAUGAUGAUGAGAGUGGCCCUUGUAGCUGGAUUACAGCAUGUACUGUAUCAUCAUAGAUCUGUGCCUGUAAAACACAGUGUGACAGAAUGUUCUGCACUUCAAGACAGGGACACAUGAAAUAGGAACGCUGUCUGGCACUUCUGCAUUUAUAUGGGAAAAAGAGAGCAUCUUCUUGGGUUACAAAAGCUUUUUUAUAAAGGUUCCUUCCUGAAACGAAAAGACAGAAAGGAUUAAAGAAAUAAAAAAGCAAUUCAAACGUGUUUGAAGGAGAAUAUGUUACAUCUGAAUUGACUGUACUGUGAUUAGAUAAUGUUGAUUCAUCUUCCAGUCAAACAUUGAUACUUCUGGUAUUGUACAGAUAUGUUUGAUAUUUGUUAGCUCAUACCAUUCCAUCCAAUACCUUCUUAUUUCACUUAUAUAAGACUUACAUAAGUUAGUGAAGCCAACGGCAGGUUCGUGGGUUUGAUUCCUGCUGGGGCCACCAAUAUAAAAGCAUCUGAUGAAUGGCAUAUAUUAUUAUUCUAUUACAUAAGCACAACAUUCCUUUUUACUGAAUGUUCAGCUCUGUCUGCAGGGAAGAUGUCUGACGUCCGCGCGUGGAGGAAACGGCAGCAGCUGAACAACCUGGUCGCCAUGGCGACGGAGCUGGCCCGGCCGGGGGACACAGUGGUGGAUUUCUGCAGCGGAGGGGUACAGUACGUCCGUCAGUCCUUCGGUCCAUCUCUCUAUCCUUCCACCACCUCCUCUGUCCAUCCGUCAAUCACGCUCUAUCUGUCUGUCCUCAUUAGACUGUCUGUUAGAAAUCAGGAUGAAAGGCUACAGUUCUUCUCUUAUCUUCUUUCGCUCUCUUUUGGAAAACUCUUGUUAUUCCAUGCACAGACAGACAGGAGAGAGAGAGAAGAGAGUGAGUGGUCUAUCAUGAAGGGAGUGCACACUUCACAGCAGUAGCACUGACUGUGGCUAAUAAUGGAUCAAUAUUGGAGUAGACAGAGCGGUAGGCCGCUACUGAUCACAGCCCCUUUGAUGUGCUCGGCUCGGCUUUGAAGCGUGUUUUUCCUCCGUAUAUAUUUAUGUCUUGUCUUUUUCCGUGUUGUGUUUUUCCAGGGCCACGUCGGGAUCGUUCUGGCUCACAUGCUGCCCGACUGCCAGGUAGGUUGAAAGUUGAAGCUCAGUGCUUCUCCACACAACUGUCUUGUCUACCAAGUUGAAGCUAGCUCGCAUUAGGGUGGCUUGACAUAAUUCGAUACUGAGUUACACAUUCGUGUUGUGUUUUUCCAGAGAAUUUUGAAAUUCAAGCAUGUUGUAUCGCAUUCCUCUCUUUGCAAAUAACAGGCUUAGUAUUUCAUUAAUUUAAUUAUUUUACACUGUAGAAUUGUAUUUUUUUCUAAUAAUUCUUAGACUUUUAGCCUAUAGCUGUCUAGUAAGCUAUUCAUAACCUAGGAGGUAAGAGUCAACUAAGAGUAAUGUUAGAUUAGCUACGUGUAAGCGGUAAUAAUAUAGAAAUAAUAAUAUUCCAUUUAGCAGACGCUUUUAUCCAAAGUGAAUUACAGUCACGAGUGCAUACAUUUUUUACGUGUGGGCCGUCCCGGGAAUCAAACCCACUUUUUGGGGGGCAUUGCAAGAGUAAUGCUCAACCAACUGAGCAACAGAGGACCAGAGUUGAUUCGGUAAAAGUAAGAGGUAAUCUUGUGUGGUUAACUGUAGGUGAUCCUGAUAGAGAACAAGGAGGAGUCUCUGGUUAGGGGGAAGGUGAGGAGUGCUGAACUGGGCCUGACCAACAUAGGCUUCAUCCAGGCCAACCUGGACUACUUCACUGGACCCUUCCACAUAGGGGUGAGUACAGAUGAAUACUAUAUUAUAGCUUAUUUUUUAUAUAAUGUAAUGUAAUAUGGUCAUUUAGCAGAUGCUUUUGUCAAAAGGAACUUACAGGACUGUUGACAUUGACAGUGGCACGUACAUGCAGUUUAUGUGGCCUAUAAGGAAAUCCAACCCACAACAAGGUGUUGCCAGAACCAUGCUAGUCUAACCCGCUGAGACAGUCAUAUUCACUACACAGACAUGAAUAUAGAAACUCAUUCCAUCUCUUUUACUUGUCGUGCUUACUGUACACCAUGAGAGCUACUACUGUCAAAGAGAGCUUAACAAACGGUUUGAUUUCACCAGUACUUCUAGAUGGCUCAUCUUCUCAAGUUGUCAAUGUGACACUUGAGGGAAGACUCAGUUUGCACAAGAAAGGAAUCGUCCACAGACUUGCUGCUCUCAAAGUGUCUUAUCUACGUUGUCACAGAGUAGAACAGCAUGCAGGAUUCCUUUUUUGUUCAGUUAUGGAUUUAGAAUGAUUUCCCAGAACUGGAACUUAUUUUGGAUAAGUUUAGCCCAUAUAAGUAUGUUUGAAUGUUUGAGAAGAAUCAAAGAUUAUAUUUCUUUAGGGAAAACUUUUGACAGUUUAUUUAGGUAACUUCUGCUCUCCAGUUGCACCCCCAACUGAUUAUAACGGGGACCUUGUCCUUUCCCUUCUCUGAGCAUUGUGGGUAAUCAAAAAGCCCAUUCUAUCAGAAGAACAUUACGACCAAGCUUUUCAGUGCUCCAUUUUCUUUAAAAGUACCUUUGCUCACCACCUCCUCCUCCUCCAAUACUUUGAAAAGAAAACACAUUUUCCUUUUAAUUGCUUACUUUGCAGAGCACUGAAGUGGAGCGAAAACAAACACCCUGCCAAAAGAUGUAGGAGCAAUAUAUUCUAUUCAGGCAGAGGUUAGAAGGAAUAACCGUUUGGAAGAGUAAGUGUUUAUUAUGAAGGCAAAACGUUUCAACUCCCCAGCUAUUUGCAGCGUUUAUUACGUUGACCUCUCAUUUUGACCACAUGAAUCAUCUGACUCCGCUAGUUGACUCAUUUGCAUCUGUAUCAGCCAGCGUGAGACCUGUGUGUGUUUUUUGUGGCUCGUUCACACACAGGUCUCACGCUGGCUGAUACAGAUGCAAAUGAGUCAACUAGCGGAGUCAGAUGAUUCAUGUGGUCAAAAUGAGAGGUCAACGUAAUAAACGCUGCAAAUAGCUGGGGAGUUGAAACGUUUUGCCUCACUUGCUGUGCUAGAUAAUUGUGGUUUAUUUCACUCAGCGAGCCGCUCCUACCGCAGUUAUAAGUUACUUCACUAGCGCUCUCCUCUCUCUCCUCCACACAGAGUCUGCGGGCCAGAUGAGAUGAGAACCUACCACUUACACUGUGUGUGUGUGUGUGUGUGCGCGUCUCCCGCAGUGUAUUUCAAUUCCUCUCCUCUCCUGACAGAAUGGAAUAAACGCCCACGUUCAUCAGCGGCCCUCUAACGACCUGAACUGCCUAAUUAGUCCCAAAUUAAAAGAGUUGUCGUUAAUUACAGUAUCGUCACGUCUAUUUUGAUCUGCUUGUGUUGGUUGUUGGCCACAGAACAGGUGCUUGUUUGAUUUAGGAAUUCAUUAGCUUGGUUAAACCAGUCUGGAUGGUAACUUCACCAUUGUGUCACUUCACUUAUCAUGGUGAGUGAGGAGUUCAGUCGGGGUUAACCAGGCUAGGAAGUCAUCUCCCACGCCACAAAUGAACUGUAAAGCCUGUAUGUGUACUAAACCUAGAUGCCAAGUGUUGGUGUUAAUAAUAUAUUUAUUUGAUAGGAACAAUGAAAACAUUCACGUUUAACUAUCAAGUGUCAGAUAAUAAUAAUAAUAAAUAAUUGAUUGGACUUAAUGGACAACUAAAUAUCUAUUAUAUUAUAUUAUAUUAUAUUACAGUAUAUCAUGCAUCCGUCUCUAAAAUAUGUCAAACAUAAUGUUCAAAUCUAAAUGUAAAACAUGUAGGUUAUGCCCAUCUCUCCUGUUCAGACAGAGUGAGUCAUCAUAGCUGAGAUUCAGACUAGAAUCUGGACUUUACUUCAGGCUUGCUGCUCCUCCCUGCUUCCCCCAGCCUGAGGUCCAGCAGGUGUAUGGUAGUCCACCAGUUCAUCAAUGAGCUUGACACCUUGAUAAGUUCCUUUCCUGAGGAUGGCUCACCCCUCACAGUUCUGGGGGAUUUCAACCUCCCUACGUCUACAUUUGACUCAUUUCUCUCUGCCUCCUUCUUUCCACUCCUCUCCUCUUUUGACCUCACCCUCUCACCGUCCCCCCCUACUCACAAGGCAGGCAAUACGCUUGACCUCAUCUUUACUAGAUGCUGUUCUUCUACUAAUCUCACUGCAACUCCCCUCCAAGUCUCCGACCACUACUUUGUAUCCUUUUCUCUCUCCCUCUCCUCCAACACUACUCACUCUGCCCCUACACAGAUGGUAAUGCGCCGUCACAACCUUCGCUCUCUUUCUCCCGCUACUCUCUCCUCUUCCAUCCUAUCAUCUCUUCCCUCUGCUCAAUCAUUCUCCCUCCAAUCUCCUGAUUCUGCCUCCUCAACCCUCCUCUCCUCCCUUUCUGCAUCCUUUGACUCUCUAUGUCCCCUAUCCUCCCGGCCGGCUCGGUCCUCCCCUCCAGCUCCGUGGCUUGAUGACUCAUUGCGAGCUCACAGAACAGAGCUCCGGGCAGCUGAGCGGAAAUGGAAGAAAACUAGACUCCCUGCAGACCUGGCAUCUUUUCACUCCCUCCUCUCUACAUUUUCUUCAUCUGUUUCUGCUGCUAAGGCCACUUUCUACCACUCUAAAUUCCAAGCAUCCGCCUCUAACCCUAGGAAGCUCUUUGCCACAUUCUCCUCCCUGCUGAAUCCCCCCCCCCUCCCUCCUCCCUCUCUGUGGAUGACUUCGUCAACCAUUUUGAAAAGAAGGUUGACGACAUCCGAUCCUCGUUUGUUAAGUCAAAUGACACUGCUGGUCCUGCUCACACUGCCCUACCCUACGCUUUGACUUCUUUCUCCCCUCUCUCUCCAGAUAAAAUCUUGCGACUUGUGACGGCAGGCCGCCCAACAACCUGCCCGCUUGACCCUAUCCCCUCCUCUCUUCUCCAGACCAUCUCCGGUGACCUUCUCCCUUACCUCACCUCGCUGAUCAACUCAUCCUUGACCGCUGGCUAUGUCCCUUCCGUCUUCAAGAGAGCGAGAGUUGCACCCCUUCUCAAAAAACCAACACUCGAUCCCUCUGAUGUCAACAACUACAGACCAGUAUCCCUUCUUUCUUUUCUCUCCAAAACUAUUGAGCGUGCCGUCUUUAGCCAACUCUCUUGCUAUCUCUCUCAGAAUGACCUUCUUGAUCCAAACCAGUCAGGUUUCAAGACUGGUCAUUCAACUGAGACUGCUCUUCUCUGUGUCACAGAGGCUCUCCGCACUGCUAAAGCUAACUCUCUCUCCUCUGCUCUUGUCCUUCUAGACCUGUCUGCUGCCUUUGAUACUGUGAACCAUCAGAUCCUCCUCUCCACCCUCUCCGAGCUGGGCAUCUUCGGCGCGGCUCACUCUUGGAUUGCGUCCUACCUGACCGGUCGCUCCUACCAAGUGGCGUGGCAAGAAGCUGUCUCCGCACCACGUGCUCUCACCACUGGUGUCCCCCAGGGCUCAGUUCUAGGCCCUCUCCUAUUCUCGCUAUACACCAAGUCACUUGGCUCUGUCAUAUCCUCACAUGGCCUCUCCUAUCAUUGCUACGCUGACGACACACAACUAAUCUUCUCCUUUCCCCCUUCUGAUAACCGGGUGGCGAAUCGCAUCUCUGCAUGUCUGGCAGACAUAUCAGUAUGGAUGACGGAUCACCACCUCAAGCUGAACCUCGGCAAGACGGAGCUGCUCUUCCUCCCGGGGAAGGACUGCCCGUUCCAUGAUCUCGCCAUCACAGUUGACAACUCCGUUGUGUCCUCCUCCCAGAGUGCGAAGAGCCUUGGCGUGACCCUGGACAACACCCUGUCGUUCUCCGCUAACAUCAAGGCGGUGACCCGAUCCUGUAGGUUCAUGCUCUACAACAUUCGGAGAGUACGACCCUGCCUUACACAGGAAGCGGCACAGGUCCUAAUCCAGGCACUUGUCAUCUCCCGUCUGGAUUACUGCAACUCGCUGUUGGCUGGGCUCCCUGCCUGUGCCAUUAAACCCCUACAACUCAUCCAGAAUGCCGCAGCCCAUCUGGUGUUCAACCUUCCCAAGUUCUCUCACGUCACCCCGCUCCUCCGCACACUCCACUGGCUUCCAGUUGAAGCUCGCAUCUGCUACAAGACCAUGGUGCUUGCCUACGGAGCUGUGAGGGGAACGGCACCUCCGUACCUUCAGGCUCUGAUCAGUCCCUACACCCAAACGAGGGCACUGCGUUCAUCCACCUCUGGCCUGCUGGCUCCCCUACCUCUGCGGAAGCAUAGUUCCUGCUCAGCCCAGUCAAAACUGUUCGCUGCUCUGGCACCCCAAUGGUGGAACAAGCUCCCUCACGACGCCAGGACAGCGGAGUCACUCACCACCUUCCGGAGACAUUUGAAACCCCACCUCUUUAAGGAAUACCUGGGAUAGGAUAAAGUAAUCCUUCUACCCCCCCCCCCCCCCCCCCCCCCCCCCCUGGCUACCACUCUGUGACAGCUAAGAGCGUUGAAGCGCGAAGCUCAACUUCUCCACUGUUUUGGUCCCCUGGCUACCACUCUGUGACAGCGUGAAGCAAACCUGUGCACAGAUACUGUGUGAGAGCGAAGUCUUGCAUCUCGCUCGUCUCAGUAUCUGCGGUGCUACCUUUAAAAAACAACAUGUAAAACGUAUACUAUGUCCAUCUAUUGUCCCAGGUACGUUAUGUUACGAUGUGUUCAGACAGAGUGAGUCACCGUAGUGAGUUUCAGACUAGACAUUGUGCUAAAAGCUUCCUCCACCAUACCUGCUGUUAUUAGAGCUAGUGCCUGACUACUGUUGCAGACCAGCCACUUCAUGGAGACCCGCUCCACUUGGCCAAAAACAAACAUAACAGCAAUGUACUCUCCACAGUACUGUGUGGGUUGGGGAGUGUGUUUGGUAUCUACUGUAGUCAGGGAAUGUUUUUCUGCACGCGCACACACACACACACACACACACACACACCACACACACACACACACCACACACACACACACACAGGUGGAGAGACCUUCAGCAAGUGUUUAUGCAUUAAGGAGAAAGAUGUAUUGAGAAACAAUUCCCUUCGUUUUGUGCAGAGGAGUUUAAACUUUUUUAAUAGGCCAGUUUUUUAAUAGUCCACUCCCUUACCCCCAGGUGUCCGUGGUGUGAAUGCACAGCAUAUUAUUUAGUGCAGCCAGUUAGUGCCCACUCCCUCACCCCCAGGUGCAGCCUAUCAUGCUGAAUAAUGGCAGUAUGUAUUAUACAUGGCUCCAUUUCUAGCCCUAGAUAGUCAUUUACUCAGGCUAAUUAGGUUGUUCCCUAUUCUUAGCUAUGGAGGCUUGCUCUCUCAUGUUGGAAGAACAACGCGUGUGCCAGGCCAGGUGUGUAUCAGCUUGGUGUCAGGAGACGAGAGUUUAUCCCCCAUAGAUCUCCUCUCAUAGAAUAUCCACCAGUGUAUCUCUCCUCUCUUAGUAUUAGAGUGAUGGCUGAGGCCUGCACCCCCCCCCCCCCCCCCUCCUUGGGGAGAGCCAGGUCCUCUGAGGAACAGAGAGUAGUGGAGCGUAACAUCUGAAUACUGCUGAGAAGAUCUGAGUCUUCAGUGUGGUCCCUUUAUCUUUGCUCUCUCUCUCUCUCUCUUUCUCUUUUCUCUCUCUCUCACUCACUCACUCACUCUCUCUCUCUUCUCUUUUCUCUCUCUCUCUUCUCUCUCUCUCUCUUCUCUUUUCUCUCUCUCUCUCUUCCUCUCUCUAUCGCAGUAUCUAUUUCUCUUUCACCCUUCAUUCUCUCUCCUCUUUCACUCUCUCUGCUUUCUCCCGCUCUCUCUCGCUAUCACCCCCACCUCUCUCUCUCUCUCUCUCUCUCUUCCCACUCACUCUCCCUCCCUAGCCCUCUCCAACCAGCAGGGGUAGAUGAGCUUUAGGGUCUGAGUAGACUAGAACAGUGGGAGUCAAAGUAAAGCUGCUCUGUGCGGUAGGUAGGUAGGUAGGUUGUCUCUCCUUAUCACUGACAGAGCCUCCCAUAUUGCACUAUAGAGUGCAAAUGAACCACGAUGUGUUAAAAGUAAUACCGGGGGAAAAUGUUAAUUCAGUACCAGAGGUAAUAAGCACCGAUGCACACGGGAUGUGAUGUAUUGCCGUGGUUAGCCGUGAAGUGUUUUUCAUGCUGAGACUGUGUGUCUCUGUGUGUGUGUGUGGACCAGGGUGUAUUGCCGUGGUUAGCCGUGAAGUGUUUUUCAUGCUGAGAAUGUGUGUCUCUGUGUGUGUGUGUGGACCAGGGUGUAUUGCCGUGGUUAGCCGUGAAGUGUUUUUCAUGCUGAGACUGUGUGUCUCUGUGUGUGUGUGUGGACCAGGGUGUAUUGCCGUGGUUAGCCGUGAAGUGUUUUUCAUGCUGAGACUGUGUGUCUCUGUGUGUGUGUGGACCAGGGUGUAAUAGCCGUGAAUAAAGAGUUUCAGAGCUCAUAUUUCAGCCCACCGCCUGUUCUUAUUCAUUAUGAUGUAAAGUUGUACUUGUGCAAAGGUGAGAGGGGGAAAAACCAUUAUGGACCAGAAUCUUCAAUAAGAUCUACUCCCACCUUCCCCCCAAAAGACAGGUGAGACUAAUAAAGAGUGCUUUUUCUGAACACUCCUCAAUCCUUUAUCGGUUUGCAUUAAUACAUAAUUUAUACCGGCCUCCACAGAAGCCUCUGGUUUAAUGGAAACAGGCUCUCCCCACGUGGACAGUCCCUUUCUUUAGUCUAGUUUUGCAAUUGUUUCUUUAGUCUUGUUUUAUCACGUGGUCUGUCUGUGUUUUCCUUUGCAACGUUCCCUCUUUAUUAAGUAACCGAUACUAGAACACAACGUAGUACACUCUGUGUUUCAAGAACAAAGAAUACAUUUUGGAAUUUUAAUGCAGAGCUUCCUCCUCAGCAAUGCAAAACAGCUAACAACAUUCCUUUGGUCUGGUUGGCAGGAAGGACCUCCAUCUUUAUCACAUUACUACACAUUAUUACUAGCUUCCAAGAUGGCCGACGAUAAAAAGACAAAGGAGGCCUCGGAAUGUGUUACCAAUAUGUGGCUAGUACCUUCUAUUUGUAAUCUUUUCUUUUCCGCUGGCGCUGCUCGUGCUGAAGUUGCUGGUGGUCUUGGUAGUAUUGCUGUUGUCGGCCAUUCUACUUCUGAUACUUUCCCUAUACUGACCUCAAUAAACCAUUUUACAGGGAUUUGCCUUCACUGGUGUAAUAUGUUUAAUGAGAUGCUGGUUUGUUGUUGGAAUGAAAACCUGAAACUACAGUAUGCCCCCAGGACAAAAGACAAAAGAACCCUGGCUUAAAGAGUUGCAUCUAACAUUCCAGCACUCUGUUCCUAUAAGGACCUGUCUUCUAGUCCCUCUCCGUGACUGGAAUGAUGCCUCCAGAUAGUCAUGCCAAAGACGGGCCAACCCAGGCCAAGGCACUGCAGGGCUCCAGUGUGGUCUGGGGGUGGUGGGGGGGGCCAAACAACAGUCGAAUUAAGGUUCCUUAAAUCUCUAGGCUGCAGUAUAUUUCUCAGGAGCCCAUCCAACUCUCCCUGGAAAUGCCUGGCUGAGCUAUUCUAAAGCCUUCUGCCGCAACCACAGAAUGAGAGAGGAGUGUAUACAAAAACUUGGCUGCGGUUUUAUAGUUACAGAAAUGUCAUAAUCCACAGAGAAGAGCCAAGCUCUGAUAUGGAUGUGAAGGAGCAGGUGGUAUAUAUUAGGGCUGUGAUGGAUUACAGUAGUCAGCCUGCCAUGAUGCAUUUGAUGUGGACUUAAAGUAACUUUAGGGGACGUUCAUCCCAAAAGAAUGGUAGCUCUUUAGCAGGGGAUUUGCUAGGAUUCUAAUCUUAAAUCUUGGAAGAGGCUGUCUCACACGUUGAACAGAAUCCGUUGGACAUGGACUUAUCUCUAACAUUGUCUUUGUGGAUCUUUUGAAGUUCUCCCAACACCUCAUUUUGGAUCUUCCAUUCGAAGCUGAUGACGUUAGCUAGCUAGUGUUUCUGACUGGGCCCCAGUGCUAGAGUGCUGAUUGAGAAUAGCCAGUAGUAAUAGUUUGCUGAUAAGUACUACCCCAGAGCCAUACUGUUUAGAGAGUUAGGACAACUUUUAGAAUGUGAUAUAUUUUGUUCCAAUUCUAGACAUUCAGUUAGUUACAUAGCAUUGUUUAAAUAUUCCCCAUGUAAUGUUAAUUGGGAGCUAACAUGACUACCAUAGAAUGUUGAAGUGUCAUGUAAAUGCAUCAUAAUUCAGAAACCGCAUUGGCCCAACUCUCUAAAUGCAUGGCUCUGGUCCAACUUACUCCCAACAAAAUGUGGUUCCAGGUGCUGUAGUCCAGCUACCAUAGAUGUUUGGGAUUUUGAUGGAAAUGUCUUAGCUCUCAGUCGAAGAGCAUCAGAAUUAUCAACAUCUACUACUCCAGUGUUUACCAAACAUCUCCUUGAGUACCCCAAACCAUGCCACUUAUCUGAUGUAUUUCAGACAGUACUAGCACACCGGAAUCAAUUUGUCAACUGAUCAACAAACACUGUACUCAUGGAUAUCGACCUGAAGUAGAUCCAGUAUGCACAGUGGGUCCCCAGGACCAGGAUAUUAGGAAACAGUCUGCUACAGUAGAGUCCCAGAGUCCCCUCUCUCUGUCUCUCCCUCUCUCCCUCCCUCUCUCCCUCUCUCCCUCCCUCUCUCCCUCCCUCCACCCAGCAACCUCUAACCACUCCUCUGGUAAUGUCUGUUGAGAUGCAGAGCGUCAGGCACGGUUUACCUGCUCAAUGGGAAAUCCGGUUCCUCCGUGCCUCCACUGCUAAACGACUCAAAGUUUGUUUACUCCACACGUUCAGCAUCAAGAGGCUUCUUUAACUAGUUAAUCAAUGAGUUUAUUUCAAACGGUUCCGUUUGUUUUCCCUAUUGACUCAGGGUUUGGUUUGCUAUCCGAGAUGUUUUCCAAUGAGGUGUAUCAUAUCGUGAUGAUGUAAUGUGAUGGAUGCAGAGAAAGAGUGUGUUCUGAUUGGGUCAUUUUUAAAAAAUAUGUGUGCGCAUGUGUGUGUGUCUGCGCACGCGCCUGUGAAUGUGUGUGCCUGUGUUUUAAUGUGUGUGUGUGUGUGUGUGUGUGUCUGCAGGUGGCCCUCCAUGCGUGUGGCGUGGCGACAGACAUGGUGGUGGAGCAGUGUGUCCAGGCGGGAGCGGCCUUCGUGGUCAGCCCCUGCUGCUACGGCUUUGUCCAGAACACACUGAAGUUCACCUUCCCCAGGAGGUCUGUCUGUCUGUCUGCCUGUCUCAAUGUAUGCCUGUCUUUCUGCCUGCCUGCCUGUCUCUCUGUCUGCCUAUCUGUCUCUUUGUCACCAUCUGUCACUGUCUGCCUGUCACGGUCUGUCUGUCACUGUCUGUCUGUCACUGUCUGUCUGCCUGUCACUGUCUGCCUGUCACUGUCUGUAUCUUGUGUCUCCUUACCGGUCUUCUUCUGUUAUCUUUAUUGACUGUAUCUCCCACCAUUUCUGCCUCUCUCUCUCUUGCUCUUGUACCUCUCUGCCUCCUUCUCUAUCUGCAUUGGUCUCUGGCUUAUGUUCUCUUCCACAGCGUCUAGGACUUCUGUGUCACCCUGCUCUCUCAUUCAGUCUCAGUCCAUUCAAUCAGAUCUUUCAGUACAGGGCUGCUGUCACAAAAUUACAGAGUAAAAACCUACCCCAUAACAAAUAAGUUGGCUAAGACGAAUCACUGCUCACUCCGAAAAGUACUUUUGCUCAUUUCAUUCUGGGGCCGAGCCGAAACAACUAAUGAAUUUGAUGUCUUGAUAUUUUCCUGGGCUGAGGUAAGAUCCGAAGAGUCGGAAUUGUGCUUGAGGGCAUGAACGAGGGAGAAAAAUGUGGGACCUCGUUUUUUUUAAUGCUGUUGUUCCUGUUGCCAUGACAGCUGUGUAUGGGUGGUCCCAGGGAUCGAACCCACUACCUUGGCGUUACAAGCGCCGUGCUCUACCAGCUGAGCUACAGAGGACCACGACUCAAAGAAUGAAUCAGUAUUCAUGUUACUCCACACUACACCACAGCCUUGACUAGUUCAUCCUCAGGCAAUGGUCCUGAAGACAAACUUUCACCAAGAGUCAACAUACCAAGUUCAAAUUCCCAGGUGUUUAAGUGCAACCGGCAGAAUACCUGAGUUGUUUAUAUCCAGAACCUGAUCAGAAGCUUUGGAUGUGUGUAUGGAAUAUUUUGUUAUACUAAGUUUAAAAAACGGGCCACUCUACAGUACCUAACUAUGGAGUUCGUAAACCGACAGGCUAUAGCCGGCCAAGUGAAACACUAGAGUCCUCAACUGAGUGGUCUGACUGCCCGUGACAUGACCUUUGACGUCUUCAGUGCCAUGGUGAUUAUUAGUUAGCUUUGCGCUCUUUCUCGCUACUCUUUAACACCACAAACAAACAGCCAGUUUCCCAGAACAUUGGAUAAAGACUUUGCUCAAAAUGAGCAUUGUUUGGGUUUUUGUCAUGUAUCGAGUUUAUCAUAAGAAGAUAGUUUGUUAUAUCAUGACUUAUCAAGACAAAAGAAGAUGGAUACUUGACUCAGUAUGUGAAUAUCAGUGUAUACAAUGCAAUACAAAUAGUUUUCCCACAGAAAAGCAUAAUGUGCAGAUUUACUGAAAUGUUUUCACAUUUAAUUGUCUUUUCUCUGAGCAUUAUUCCAAAAAUAUCUCACUUCUUUUACAUUCUCUCAUUUUGCAGCAAAAGGUUUCUGGAGACACUGAGUUACAAGGUAGGUUUAAUUAAUUUAAAAUGAGUGUUAGAUUCCCCACUGAAUGUAUUGUUUGUUUGGAUGUAUAUCAUAUCAGCAGCGAAUAUUGAACUAAGUCAGAUUUAAUUAAAGUCUUAUUUAUUUAUGGUAAUUGCGAACAGUGUUCUCCUACACAGGCUACAACAGUUUUGACCCCUCAGUUAUAAAGCAUCAUAAUUUACAGUCGUGCUGAAAGCAGUUGCUCCCUUGCCACGAAUUACAAGAGGUUAUACAAAACACAUGCAUUGUUUAAUUUCAAGUGGAGUCCAAGUCAUUUUCUCUGACUCAGAGAGUGAGAGUGAGAGAGAGAGAAAGAGAGAGAGAGAGAGAGAGGGGGAGAGAAAGAGAGAGAGAGGGGGAGAGAGAGAGAGAGAGAGAGAGAGAGAGAGAGAGAGGGAGAGAGAGAGACAGAAAUAGCUCUCCUGUUGAUUUAUCCUGGUAACUAAAGCCAGCUUUUCCAGGAAUCACAUUGUUACAGCCUCACACCACUUCUACCAAGGCUCUCUUCCAAUAAUAAUUUAUUCAACGUUUAUAGCGCUAUUCAUUACAUAAAGAAAGCAACAGCAACAAAAAAACUUGCACUUUCAAAACAACAUUAAUCAUGAGUAGAUCGACGGUCAAGAGACUGAAUGUUGAGAAAGUUCAUGGCUUGAUUGAGGUCAGCGGAGGUUCAAAUACUAUUCCAAAUAUACAUUUUAGUCACUUAGCAGACGUAUUUGUCCUGAGCCACACAGGAGGACAAAUGCAUCCUUACUUCACUCCGUUCCUUGGAGUCAUCAAUUUUGGGUAGGUGAACGCAAGGCUCUAUGUCAGAUCAGUGAUUACUUAAAGGAAGGCAGAAUGCAUUUUCAGAGUAUCAGAAAAGGGCCCAAGUCUUAUCGCUUGACACUGACAGUGCACUGAACUGGGAGGAGUUGAUGACAUCAUAAUCUCUUAAUGAUGUAUGGCCUCAGUCACUCACUACUCUAAUCAGCUGAGGCCUGCUAUAGGGCCUCGCCAUGACAACUGGAACAUGACAGUUGAUGGGUCCGAAAACUGACUACUACUAGUAUAUUUUGGUAAUGGUCUAUUCUCUGACUACUACUAGUAUAUUUUGGUAAUGGUCUGUUCUCUGACUACUACUAGUAUAUUUUGGUAAUGGUCUAUUCUCUGACUACUACUAGUAUAUUUUGGUAAUGGUCUAUUCUCUGACUACUACUAGUAUAUUUUGGUAAUGGUCUAUUCUCUGACUACUACUAGUAUAUUUUGGUAAUGGUCUAUUCUCUGACUACUACUAGUAUAUUUUGGUAAUGGUCUAUUCUCUGACUACUACUAGUAUAUUUUGGUAAUGGUCUAUUCUCUGACUACUACUAGUAUAUUUUGGUAAUGGUCUAUUCUCUGACUACUACUAGUAUAUUUUGGUAAUGGUCUAUUCUCUGACUACUACUAGUAUAUUUUGGUAAUGGUCUAUUCUCUGACUACUACUAGUAUAUUUUGGUAAUGGUCUAUUCUCUGACUACUACUAGUAUAUUUUGGUAAUGGUCUAUUCUCUGACUACUACUAGUAUAUUUUGGUAAUGGUCUAUUCUCUGACUACUACUAGUAUAUUUUGGUAAUGGUCUAUUCUCUGCAAUAAAUGUCUUAACAGAUUUGGAUUAACAGAUUAAAGAAAAAUACUGCUUGUGUAUUUUGCACUGAAUUUAGGGUAUUUGGUGGUGGAAAGUUGUGUGUGCCAUCUAUCUCUGUGUUUUUCUAGUUUGAUAGAAACUUUGACAAAGAAACUUGGCCACAUAGUUGAUCGCGUAAUGGCAGUCUGGAAAUAUGCACACAAACACUUUGCACCAUGUGACAAGAGAAAUCAAUAUUCCAUUUAAGCAACCGGAUUCAUUUUCCGGCAAUUAACAUACAAAUUCUCUCUCUCUGAACCUCCCUCUGUGGCGAAUCAUCGCGAUAUGAUUUUAACGAUUCUGUUCUCUUUCAUUUUGUAGCAAUUCCUUUAGGGUGUUGCUCCUCGUCUUAGUGGAGAGGGGCUGUAUUACUGAGACUAUGUUAUUUCCACUCUAAAACCCUGAUGAAGGCUAAAGGCCGAAAUGAAGAACAAUGUUGAUCAACUUCCAUUGUCCUCAGAGUCACUGAAUUUCCUCUUCACCUCACCACAACAGCCACUGACCGAACAGAAACCAAUAUUGCAUUUCACUGCUACUGUAACACAGUGAACCAACCAAUCACAGUGCACUCUUUCCCCCCCCCUGAGCUAGUUGAACAGACUGACAGCGGAGCUCCAUGACAGAUGGCUGUAAUAGAACGCUAAUGAUGUGAGGUGUUGUGCUUGGUGCCGAGUCAUAGUGGUUGAACCCUGGCUAGGACGGUACUCUCCUGAUCCUUCCACAGUGACGAAUGGAAUCAGUUAGAGCUAGAGGUUAACUAGGGUCCUCCUGGGGUUGGUGAUUUUACCGUGGGGUUGGAGAUAGAAAAAGGGGUGUAGAAGAUGACUAGAUGGUGAAUAAAGAAAGACAUAAGAAGAUAGCUACUGUCCCCUGGGUUUUGGUGUUUUUACCUUCUGGGGAAGAAUAGGAGGAAGUUUUAACAGCAGGAAGGAGACUCAUCCUCCCAGAGGUCAGAGAUGUGACUCUAAUGAUGUACAAUAUGGCUUCAUACAGAGACUUUCAGGAAAGCCUGGAAUGAACAUUCUGCUGCUGGGGUUGGUUGAAGUCUGUGUAAAUAAAACAUUUAAUAAAUAUGCCAUUUAGCAGACGCUUUAAUCCAAAGCAAUUUACAGUCAUGCGUGCAUCCAUUAGUGAUUAGUUAGCUGAUGAGUUUUAGCUGUAGCUGUGUGUGGUUUGAGUUAAGUCUUUCUCUCUGUUCUUCCUCCAUUUAGGAGCACAUGAUCCUCUGCCGCUUCGCAGACCAGACGGCGGUCCAGCUGCCUCCAGAACGACGCUUAAUAGGUAACACACACACACACAUUGUGAAAUGACCACCUUUUAACACAAACAGAUCCCUUACAAGUGGCCACUGUCAUUUUUCCAUAAUGCUGAAAGCAAAGUCAAAGGGGGAAUGAUUAUAUCCAGUAUAUUGAAUGGUCUAAUCAUAACCUCACUGAUUGGUGGACGUUGAUCAUGAACCGUGCAAAGGCACCUGUAAUCGCUGCAGGCACAUCCACAAUGCACCCCUCUCUUUCUCCAUCAAACUGAUACCCCUUCAGUACCUGGGUCAAUAUUUUAAAAGGGUCUCAGAGUAGGCUUGCUGAUCUAGGAUCAGGGCCCCCUGUCCAUAGGAUCUUAUUAAUCAUGAUUUUAAAGGCAAAACGUAUCCUAUACCAGCACAUUCAAUACUUGUGAAUAAUUAGUGAAGGUACUCCCUGUUGUGUUUUCACUUUGAACCGCCCUCGUACGUUCCAUACCUGACACUUCCUGUCAGAGAAGAUUCCACUAACGGGGCGCUGCCGCCGCCAUGACAACCCUCAACCUCUCCUCAACUCACACUAACCGUCUUUGAUCUUAUUGCUUAUUCCCUGAGCCUGUCAGAUCUGAGCGUCGGUCCGUCUGAGACUCUUGAGUGCUGUAGAGAUGCGUUCGUUGUCUGUCUGGGUCUGCUUCAGAGCCACUGAUUAGCGUAAUGCAUUUACAGUGGGCUUUUGCCUUUAAAGCAAGCUUUGAUAGGAGAGUGCCAGCGGAAGUGAUCCCAAAGUGUUAAUAGAAAGGAAGAGACCGUUCUAGGAAGUGUCUGCAGUAGAAUGUUGAGAAUGAGGGUCAUAUAAGGAAGAUGAACAGAUCCUGGAGGAACGUCUUCAUCUCUUAUUUCGCCUCAAUACACUGAUUUAAAGACUUCUACAGUACAGAAGAGGCCUAAGGGUGUUAUCCACAAAGGAUGCAGCACUCACUUUGUAUAUCCAUAUUAAUAUGAAUGCAAAUUCUAAGAAUGAUUAGAACAAAGCUAAUUAUACGGUGAGACAGGGGAACAUUCUAUCAGUUGUAUUUAUUUAGGUUAUGCAAUUCACCUCUUAGCUGCCAGUGUGUGGAAUAUAAAUAAACGUAAUUAUUGUUGUAUCAGUGACAUCAUCACUGUGCUCUUUGACCCCUCUCCUCCAGGUAAACAGUGCAUGGGCCUGGUGGAUCUGGACCGCUCCUGGGCAGCAGAGACUCAUGGGUACUCUGUCAGGGUGAUGACCAUGGAGCCAGACAGCUGCUCCCCCAAGAACAACAUGCUG